AAGUUAAAGCUGUGGUCAUUUUAGGGCAGGACACACAGGAAUGCUUCUAUUUUUUUCUCCACAACAUGUAUGGAACAUACUGACUUCUCUACAUAUUUGCAUUGUUUUGAAUGUUUAAAUACAUGCAUGUGUGAGAGCAUAGUGUAGAAUAUGUCUUUUCAAAAAUAUCAAAUCAAAAUGUGUGAAGAGUCAUCACAUGACACAGCAGUGUUUAUAUCAACCCAAUACAGGCACGACCACACGCUCAGUUUUUACCAGGUGAUCUUUUUAGGCUGGCCAUUCUUACAGGAGGAGAGUGUUACAACGAUGCCACUGCUCCGGGUUGAAUUCCCAUUCUAUGAAACUACAUAACUCCAUUCUAUGAGUGCAUUGGUGAACAGAUCUUGAACAAAGAGCCCUGUUGGCUCCUGGCUGCGAGACACUGGGACUGCUUUCCAAACUGCUUUCCGGAUUUUUAGACAUGAACAGGACCAAGACUGGUAGCAGCAGGCUCGGCAAGGAAAUCAAUCUUAUCAUGCAAUUUGAAGCGAACGCUGCUUAAAUCUACUCAGAUUUCCUGCUGCAGAAGUCGAACCAGGGACACUGAUCAUCAGUGAGGAGUAGACAAGCAGAGAGAAGCUGGAUCAUGUUGAUGUGAAUCUCCAGUAGCUGCAGAGCAUUCCGAUAUAUCUGGAGAUCAUACAGCCAGCAGCAGAGCAGAUGAUCUAAGUACAUGUAUGAUAAUGGCCCACUGAUCUUGGAUGGUGGACUAGCAACUCAGUUGGAAGCGCAAGGGUGUCAUAUACAGGGAGAUCCACUGUGGAAUGCCAGGCUUUUGCAUACUAAUCCACAGGCCAUAAGAGAUGCUCAUUACAGGUUCCUCCUCAGUGGUGCAGAUGUUAUAUCCACAGCCACAUACCAGGCAAGUAUUACAGGAUUCAUCAAUCACCUGGACUUGAGUUCUGAAGGUGCCAGAGAGCUGCUGAUGUCUGGAGUCCGUCUGGCCAAAGAGACAGUAGAGAGAUUUGUCUCUGACAGUCCAGCAGAGCAGAGAUAUUCCUUAGUGGCAGGCUCUGUUGGACCGUAUGGGGCCUUUCUGCACGACGGCUCAGAGUACACUGGGGCGUAUGCAAAGGAGAUGACUACUGAAACGCUUAAAGUUUGGCAUCGGCCGCAGAUCGACUGCUUAGCAGCAGCAGGAGUGGAUCUCAUAGCUUUUGAGACAAUCCCAAGUAUCAAAGAGGCAGAGGCUCUGUUGGAGCUGCUCAAAGAAUUCCCAAACUCCAAAGCCUGGCUCUCCUUUUCUUGCAAGGAUGGUAGGUGUAUAUCAGAUGGCAACCCGUUCACUGAUGCAGUCCAGAUAGCCAACAGAUCCAGGCAGCUGGUCGCUGUAGGAGUCAACUGCUGUUCUCCAGCUAUAGUGGAACCGCUGUUGGACUCUGCCAGACACCUGCUGGGCCCAGACAUGAGCUGGGUGGUCUACCCCAACAGUGGAGAGGAGUGGGACAAUGAGCAGGGGUGGCUCCCAUCAAGACAAACAUCAGCACCAGUGCCUGAACUGAGUCACACCUGGGUGAAGCAAGGCGCUGCUCUGAUAGGGGGCUGCUGCCGUGUUUCUCCCACACACAUAGCAGAGCUGAAACAACAGUUAAAAGGAAGCUGCACAUCUCCAGCCACUCCACUGAGACCAGUCUGAAACUGUACCAGUGAAUGUUAUGAAGAAAGAUGUCUGCUCUGGGAUUUCAUACAAAUCUUAAUUUAUUGUCAAAUAAAUAAACUACUACAUCAAAAUCACUUGAGUACAUGGUGACGUCUGAGUCGGGUCAAAGACCGACGGUGUGCCAUAAAGGUGUGAACAGUAGUGUAAGAACAGUUUGUGUCUGUAUGAAAACAUCAAGUAAAUCAUGCACCCUUCACUUUCUGGGGUUCAUAUUGCUCUUUUUUUUUGGAGACAGAGGGAGUCCAUAGUCACUUGUGUCCAGCUCCCGUCUUUUAAACACUGGGAUCAUCUACAUGAUGGUCUUUUACUUUAGGUUUCACAAAGCACAAUAAAAUGUCAUCUGCUUUCACAACACUGGCACUGGACAGCAUUUCCACUGAACUCAUCACUGUACAUAAAGUCCACUCACUGUACCUGUACAAUGAAGUGUGGAGGUUACACGAUUUACAGCUAAUGUGUCGGUGUCACGUGUCUCCUAGGUAGCACUAGCUGAGUAUAAUGUACACUCCUACAGUAUCACCGCAGCGUCUGUGUGUGUGAGACUUGUAAUAGGAUGAAAUGAAAACGGUCCCGUAGCGUAGCAUGUAGGAACACGUAAUGUCCCACUUUGUGUUUAAAUACAAGCGUGGUCAAAAUAAGAGAAACACCUUACAAUGCAAUGGCACUUUGAAGCCCACGUAGCAACUGUUUUUAAAGCUGUAAGAAAUG
Messenger RNA from Monopterus albus (swamp eel), 2407 nucleotides. RefSeq names its product homocysteine S-methyltransferase 1. NCBI's taxonomy places the organism in Eukaryota, Metazoa, Chordata, Actinopteri, Synbranchiformes, Synbranchidae. The record is from RefSeq and is a predicted model, not a curated record. Gene Ontology annotation, molecular function: S-adenosylmethionine-homocysteine S-methyltransferase activity; zinc ion binding. Gene Ontology annotation, biological process: S-methylmethionine cycle. Bases 713 to 1675 code for a protein of 320 amino acids. The transcript is spliced from 10 exons.